UCUGUGGUCGGAGCUCAGUGUUAGCGGUUAGCCUGUAGCAGUGCUAGCUCUGUUUACAGCUCAGGGUUUAUUAGUGUUUAUAUGUAGUUUAAUGUGUAUUUAUAGAGUUUAAUGUGUAUUUAUAGAGUUUAAUGUGUUUUUAUAGAGUUUAAUGUGGUUAAAGUGGGCGGAAUGGAGGAGUACAGCACCACUGUCCGGCUCUCCGGCUUCGUGUUGGGUUCAUUAAUGUUUCAGCACCUCAACACUGACUCUGAUGUGGAGGGUCUGUUAGUUGGGGAAAGUGUCCGAGAGGAGAAGAGCAAAAUUACAGACUCGCAGACGGAUCACAUCCAGUUUCUGCACACAAUCAAUAUUCAGAAGCACAUUACGUGUAGAAGAAUUCACAGCUUCUACAAUAAUGCCUGUGAAAUAGACGAGGAGAAGAUCAGAGAGAUUACGUCUAAUUUUAAUGAGGAGAACGUGAUUGGUUGGUACAGACAGCGGAGAAACACCACUCAGCAGAUGACUCUAAAAGAACAGCUGGUGCAUCAGAAUCUGAGACGACUUCUUCCACAUCAGGAGCUCAUCUUCAUCCUGCUGACGCCUUCAGACACGACAUCAUCAGGCUCCACCCACCGUCUGGAAUACACAGCCUUUAUAUGGAAUGGCAGCCAGUACAGCAGUGUCCUGAUCUCAAUAGGAAACCUGGGUAUGCUGGACCAGCAGGAUUACUGGAGAUUCUCGACUACAUGCCCGUCUCUGAGCCGCUGCCAAGCUGUGAAAAAACACAAAACCAAAUUCUUCUCUACAGAAGAUGAUCUCAGGGAGGUGGAGAAAGUCAGCAACAUGAACGACGCAUUGUUGGACGAAAUGAAGACUGCUUGUGAGAAAGUGGAGAAGAGCGAGCGUUUAGUGGAGAAGCUUCAAGCAGAUAUCACUGAACUCAAAGAGGCCAUUAGCAAGCAGAAGAAGAAGCAGCAACAGUGUAACACCACAGAAACAUCGACUCCAAACGAACCCAAGGAGAACGUCCUGCUGUGUGCAGCUCUGAAAGCUCUGUUCCCAAACUCCCCAUCAUUACGGACUCAGACUCUAACUGUCCAGGGCUUUCCGGUGCUGGAGGUUUGCUGCAGCUCCGAACACGGCAUCGACAUUCCCAGCAGACUGCCGCUGGUCCUGGAGUACGAGCAGGGCCUGAGGAAGAGGAAAACCAGCAGAGACUGCAGAUCACAGGAGAAAUCGCAGGUCGCCGGAACCUCCCUUAGACGUAAAAGAAAGAGAAACACCACAGAUACUCAGGACCCUGUGGAGGAGGAGGAGGUCGACAACCUGCAGGACAGUAAUUCUCCUGUUUUUUAAAUGAAAAUACAUGUUUUUCUGUCUCUAAUACCAAUAAAAUGUGUUUUAUUGACAUAAA
Messenger RNA from Astyanax mexicanus (Mexican tetra), 1396 nucleotides. RefSeq names its product abraxas 1, BRCA1 A complex subunit (gene abraxas1). Gene Ontology annotation, biological process: attachment of spindle microtubules to kinetochore; protein K63-linked deubiquitination; mitotic spindle assembly. Gene Ontology annotation, molecular function: polyubiquitin modification-dependent protein binding; microtubule binding. The coding region runs from base 172 to 1338 and encodes 388 amino acids. Gene Ontology annotation, cellular component: nucleus. The record is from RefSeq and is a predicted model, not a curated record. The transcript is spliced from 9 exons. NCBI's taxonomy places the organism in Eukaryota, Metazoa, Chordata, Actinopteri, Characiformes, Acestrorhamphidae.